This is a messenger RNA of Soboliphyme baturini, 2370 nucleotides long. The record is from the annotation of a GenBank genome assembly. NCBI's taxonomy places the organism in Eukaryota, Metazoa, Nematoda, Enoplea, Dioctophymatida, Soboliphymatidae.
AAAAACUUCAUAAAAUUAUGCAUAUCAUAUUUUAGAUUUAUUUCACUCUGGUGUUUUUUUCAGGAACAGUCAGCAAGGCAAGCGACCUUAGCAGUUCCACUGAAAAUCGAAGUGAACAACGACGACGACCAAGCAUUUUCUCCAGAAAGUACUAAACGCGAUAAGAAGCCAUUCACUUAUUUUUCGGGUGGAAAAGCACCGGAUUUGUCUGGCAGGCCUUCGCCAAGCAUCAUCAGAAAGACCAACACGCUAACCGGUGGACCGCAAGUGCCUCGCACACUUCCGAUUGUUCCUGACCUACAGUACAGCGAAAAUCCGUCUCCACAACAGCAGCCGGCGAAAGACAUGGCAACUCUGACUCAUCAACAGUACAACAGUCCAAUGGCCCUGUAUUCGAAGGAAAACAUUCAAGAGGUGCUACAGCAAUCUGCCGAUGGUCCGCGACCAUUCAGGGCAGAUGCAGGAAAAUACGAUCUGACGCAUUCACAAACUUAUCAGCUAGUCCAUGAGCAAGAUCAGAUUUCUCCGCGUCACAGCGCACGCUACGAAGACUCCUCAGGUAGCGAGUACCCCCGAUACAAGGGCUACGUUGAUGCAAACUUACAAUCUCCAAGUUUCAGAAGACUGCAGUACAUGACUGGAGUAGAAUCGGAAAGCGAUACUGAGGCUAAAGUAGUCGAGCACCAUCCUGAUUUUACUGGUGGCUCGGCAGUUAAGCACGAAGUUUAUGAAGAAGAAGCGACUCGACGGGAAGCUCCUGCAAAGGCCUCCGUCUACUCCCAUUCUGCUGGCGGUCAGGCAGAAGAAGUGAGCGACUAUGAUCACCCGUUGGACGCCCAGUUCACGCAAAAGAUUUUGGAGGCUGAGAAGCCAAAAGUGCCCGUAGAAGCACCUCCGGUGUGGGCGCGUACAGCCCAAGCGAAACACGCAAAAUGGCAAAGUUCGAAUGAGGCUAGGGGUCAGCAACAGGAAGUGGUUGCGCAGCAGUCUCGACCGAGAUCUGAGGUAGACAGAUGGCAGAAAAGCUAUCAAUACGAAGAAUAUCAGCCAGCCGCCGUAGAAGCGAAAGGAUCGUUGCAACGAGCUUCCAGCCAAAGCCGUGCGACCGAAACCAAGCCAUACCAGGAAAAGUCGAGGGGAUAUUAUUCGCUGCGAUCGUCGAAAGACCACUGGUUGAAACCGUACGUAGCCCCUAACGUAACAACGUUCAGAAGCACCGGUGCCGGGGCCAGUAAGGGCAAGACCGUACUUGGCUACUCUGAAAGCACAGAAGCAAAAAAACCGCUCGAGUUUGGUACGUUCUACGGGCCGGGAGAAAAGACCACCUACUCUUCCUCAACGACCACCACCGUACGCAAAUCGGAAACAUUGCCGAGAACGUACGGCGCUAGUCAAGUGGCCCCAGUUGGAUAUGCACCAAAAAAACAAGUGACCAUUUCGUCACUGGUCAGCGGCGAGGCGGAAAAGCCCUCCUAUGUAACCGAAGAGGUACCACCAUGGCACAAGCACGCCGAGUACAAGCGAACCGUGUGGGAGAAGAAGCGCACAGCGAUUGACCCUGAUCAGCAGCAGAAGCCGGCGAUCGCCGGGGAGAGGCCGUCGUGGACGCAGAAGGCGGCGGAGAAACAGAUUUCCUGGGAGGUGCAUGGCAACCACAUUGAUCCAAGGACCCACCGACCGCCUCCUCCUGAAGGCACUGGACCUCAAUGGACCAAGAAGGCUGAAAAGACUCAUUCGAUAUGGCAGCACGAAGCUGACGCGUGGUUGCAGAAGAAGCAGAUGGAGGAUGAGCUGUCAAACCGUGGCUAUUCAGCUCAGUACUCGACGAAGACGACGACGCGAACUUCGGCUCCAACCACCACUCCGCCAUCGACCCCGGCUGCGGCAGGGUCGGUGCCCGCCUACCAUGAUGAUGCAAGCCCGCCGUGGCGUCAAAAGAAAGUACCGCAUGAGAGGGUUUCUGGCAGCGAGGACGAGGUCAGCAGAUAUCACGACCUUACGACGUCCAUCUCCCAAACAACGGCACAGACACCGCGUGGAGAGACGAAGUCGAAGACGUCCGGAAGCUACAUUGACCCAGAGGGGCACACCGUGGACUACGUGAAGGAAGCAUACACCACAGUGGACCCGGGUAAGGAGUUCAGCAUGCUGACCGAGGAACAGCGCAAAGUGCUGGAGGAGCCGCUGGAACCGGGAGUCAUCUCCAGACACGUCACGACCAAAUACUACAAGAAGGCAACGUACACGAGCACGUCGACGACCACCACCACUCAGGCACCGCCGAUUGCCUCACAGUCCUCGUCCUCUGCGACCAGCAUCGGCAUGAACGGCCCGGCGGGUCAAAUGGGUGUCGGCGUUACGCAAUUCUGA